AGGACACAGGCGCACAGGGCAGGGAUAGAGUUUCUCCCGGUAAGAGAUCUCUUUGACCACCGUAGAUUCGGUUUCUCUUCCUCUGUGACUCACACAUCAAUGUAUGCAGUAUUUUAACUUCAGAAUUGUCUUUUCUCACGUUUAUUCAUCUGUCUUUUAAAAAAGAGAGAAUUAAACUAAUGGUGAUCCCCGGGUGUGCGUCGCGCUCGCUGCCCGGCGUCGUGUUACCUUCCUCGGGGCAGCAUGGGCUCGUAAGAUGCCUUCUCUGUGGAAACGGAUAACCUUCUCAGUGGCCUCGGUGCUCUGUAUCGGCUCCGUGGUCCUGCUGGUCGUGGCUCUGUCCACGGAGCGGUGGGUGACAGGACGGAUCCUGUGUAAGACCGGGGUGGAGAUAGUGAACGCCUCACACCCGGAGUUAGAGCAGUUCAUCGGGGACAUUUACUAUGGUCUGUUCCAGGGAGGGAAGAGCAAGAGGUGCGGGCUGGGCAAGAGGAGAUCCAAAAUCUACAUUUUCCCAAAGCUUGUGCGGACAUUGAAUGGAGGUCUUCACAUGAUGGUGAUCCUCUUCUUGCUGGUGGCCGUGGGCUUUGCUAUAGUCAGUCUGUCAUUCUGCAUCUACAAUGCACGCAAAGUCCCCUACCAGAGCAUCAAAGGCCACAAAGGACUCUACCUGUGGAACUUCAUCGCUGCUCUUUUCAGUGCCCUGGCACUACUGUGUUUCCUGGCAGCCUUGAGGCACCACCGUAUGACCGAGCGGGUGGCUAAUUAUCGUGAGAACCUUUUCAUGUUGGUGGUCCUGGAUGACAGCCUGGACUGGUCCUUCUGGCUCGGUGUAGGCAGCAUUGCAACUCACUUUGCCGUCUGUGGAGUUGUUGCCAUGAGUCGAAUCAAACUGCCCAAACGUGAGAUUAAGAAACCAGAGGAGCCAACUAUCUCCUCCCUGGACCUGCUUUACUGAAGGACGUACAGAGGAGAUCGGUUGCUCAUUUUUAAACCUCUGGACAUUGACUGGAUCAAACCACAAAGACUUACACCAGAGAGAAUCUGCACUGUGCCAGAGCCCCUUCAAGAAAAUCAACUUUCAGGCUCAUAACAGCCUUGAUGUAGCCUUAUGGCACACUCAUGUAAAUUCUUGAAUUAUGUUCUUUCGUUUCAGUUUUCAAAAGUUACUUGAAGUCUGAUGAUGAGCAUGUUAAAUAAGGUGCAUCUCAAACUUCACCUUUGAAUGCUGCACAUCCUGUAUCAUGUAUAUAUUCUUUCUAUAGCUGCAACAUGUGAGCAUGUUCUUUGUGUGUCAUGAUAUGAAAGUCCUCUUUUUUAGUCACUUAAUAGAAAGCAGAAUGUGGUCCAUGGUCUGUUGUUGAGGGUGGCAGACAGGUCUUAUACCUUCAUGAAGGAUUAAAAUAUGUUUUUUACUUGAAUUAUCCCUAAUAGAAAAGUGUAUAUUAAAUGCAUAAAUAAUGAUUUAAUUAAAAUCAUUAUGUGUUCAUCAAAGACUUUCAUGAUGUCCAAGAUGGUUAAUUUAAGUAAGUCUUUCUGUUGUGUUGGUGUCAUGAACCCAUUUCAUUGGCUUCUUAACUUAAGAUGAAUGGUAGAGAUUUAUUCCUUGACAAUAACUGAGAAGAACAUUCUGACUGCUCUUGUAUUUUUUGAGAUAACUAUUCAUAUACAACAUCAAAUAAACUAUUAACUUCA
Messenger RNA from Notolabrus celidotus (New Zealand spotty), 1695 nucleotides. RefSeq names its product clarin 2 (gene clrn2). Bases 257 to 958 code for a protein of 233 amino acids. NCBI's taxonomy places the organism in Eukaryota, Metazoa, Chordata, Actinopteri, Labriformes, Labridae. The transcript has 3 exons. The record is from RefSeq and is a predicted model, not a curated record.